This is a messenger RNA of Chanos chanos (milkfish), 2082 nucleotides long. RefSeq names its product propionyl-CoA carboxylase subunit beta (gene pccb). Gene Ontology annotation, molecular function: propionyl-CoA carboxylase activity. The transcript is spliced from 16 exons. Lineage: Eukaryota; Metazoa; Chordata; Actinopteri; Gonorynchiformes; Chanidae. Gene Ontology annotation, cellular component: mitochondrion. The coding region runs from base 210 to 1889 and encodes 559 amino acids. The record is from RefSeq and is a predicted model, not a curated record.
AUACACGGCAGGAUAGUGAAUCUCUGAAGAACGGUAGGACGGUGAACAAUUCUGAGUAUGUCUCUGGAUCCUGUGGAUCGCACUUAAACGUGGAGCGACACGCUGACAGAGUUCCGUCUUAGCGAUUGGAUAUCCAAAGUCGUCACAUAGCGGCGAUUGGCUUGGGACAUUAGCCGCUUUCUGUGUCCAGUAGGCGGGUGCAAAGAAAGAUGGCGGCGUCCGCGUUGUUGAGAACUAAUUGUGGAAUUUUAAAUGUCCUAAAAUGUUCAGUGAAGGGGCUAACACAAAUUAAUCGAGGAACUACCGCUUCUGUAGUUGCACAAUCGCGGUUGCUGCAAAAUGCAAGGUGUUAUUCUCUUGGUCACCUCACUGUACAAGAACGAAUUGAGAAGAAACGACAAGCAGCGCUUGUUGGAGGUGGUCAAAAGAGGAUAGAUGCACAACAUAAAAGGGGAAAACUGACUGCAAGAGAGAGAGUGGAGCUGCUGCUGGAUCCAGACAGCUUUGUCGAGUAUGACAUGUUUGUUGAACACCGGUGUUCAGAUUUUGGUAUGGAGGCAGACCAUAAUAAGUAUCCUGGUGACAGUGUGGUGACUGGACAGGGCAGGAUAAAUGGCAGAUUGGUGUAUGUUUUCAGUCAGGAUUUCACUGUUUUUGGAGGUAGUUUGUCUGGAGCCCAUGCUCAGAAGAUUUGUAAGAUUAUGGACCAAGCAAUGAUGGUGGGUGCCCCAGUUAUCGGUCUUAAUGAUUCCGGAGGAGCCCGUAUUCAGGAAGGAGUUGAAUCCCUCGCAGGAUACGCUGACAUUUUUUUGCGGAACGUGAUGGCUUCUGGAGUAGUGCCACAGAUCUCUCUCAUCAUGGGCCCAUGUGCAGGAGGAGCUGUGUACUCACCUGCCCUAACAGACUUCACCUUCAUGGUUAAGGACACCUCCUAUCUGUUCAUCACUGGGCCAGAUGUUGUGAAGUCCGUCACAAAUGAGGAUGUGACCCAGGAGGAACUUGGAGGAGCAAAGACUCACACUGCUGUGUCAGGCGUAGCUCACCGGGCCUUUGAGAAUGAUGUUGACGCCCUCCUGAACCUCAGAGACUUUUUCAACUUCCUUCCUUUGAGUAACAAAGACCCAGCCCCUGUCACUGAGUGUCAUGAUCCCAGCGAUCGGCUGGUACCUGGUCUGGAUACGCUGGUUCCAUUUGAAAGCACCAAAGCCUAUGACAUGCUGGACAUCAUUCAUGGUAUAGUAGAUGAGAGGGAAUUUUUUGAAAUCAUGCCAAACUAUGCUAAAAAUAUCGUGGUGGGGUUUGCUAGGAUGAAUGGACGCACUGUAGGCAUUGUGGGUAACCAGCCGAAAGUGGCAUCUGGCUGCUUGGACAUCAACUCCUCAGUGAAAGGGGCACGCUUUGUCCGUUUUUGUGAUGCCUUCAACAUUCCCAUCAUUACAUUUGUGGAUGUGCCUGGAUUCCUGCCUGGCACAGCCCAAGAGUACGGUGGUAUCAUUAGACAUGGAGCCAAACUGCUUUUCGCAUUUGCUGAGGCAACUGUACCAAAGAUCACUGUAAUCACAAGAAAGGCGUAUGGAGGUGCUUAUGAUGUGAUGAGCUCCAAACACCUCAGAGGAGAUGUGAACUAUGCUUGGCCCUCAGCUGAAGUGGCCGUUAUGGGUGCCAAGGGGGCUGUUCAGAUCAUUUUUAGGGGUAAGGAGAACCAGGCAGAGGCUGAAGCAGAAUAUGUGGAAAAAUUUGCCAACCCCUUUCCUGCCGCUGUCAGAGGCUUUGUGGAUGACAUCAUUCAGCCUUCUACCACACGGAAGAGGAUCUGCAGGGACUUGGAAGUCCUGGCCAGUAAGAAGCAGACAAACCCCUGGAAGAAACAUGCCAAUAUUCCCUUGUAAAUUUUCAUCCGAAUGGAUUUUUUUUUUUGGAGACAUUUUACUAGAACAUUUGCUUUUAGUUAUAGAGUUAAUUACACUCCCCUUCCACCGAGAGAGAAAUCAUGUGAUAAGCAUGAUUGACUGUGCCUUAUACCAAUUAAAAUGUGAGAUACUCAAUGUGUAAAUGAAAGCAUUAAAAGAGUCUGAUGAUAAA